UUCAGGUUAAAAUAUAACAAACAUUAAAAUUUAAUGACACAUUUAGGCAUCAAAACAUCGGUAAAUCUGGCUUAAACAAGGGUAAUAAUACUUUCUAGAACUCGUGUAUUGCCAGAAAAUUCUUUACCAUGGCUGAUACUAAAAGCAAGGCUCUUGAAGAGAAAGAAAAGGGGAAUGCAGCUUAUAAACAAAAGAAUUUUGAUGCGGCGUUGCAGCACUAUGAAGCUGCUUUUCAACUUGAUCCCACAAACAUGACACUCCUAACUAAUAAAGGGGCUGUAUAUUUUGAACAAGGCAGAUUAGAUGAGUGUAUUAAAACUUGUGAGCAGGCUGUUGAUAUAGGUCGGGAGAACAGGGCUGACUUUCAGUUAAUUGCAAAGGCUUUAGCAAGAAUAGCAACUGCGUAUUUAAAGAAAGAUGAAUUACAGCAGGCUCUUACUUAUUUUAACAAAAGUUUAUCAGAACAUAGACAACCUGAUAUAGUUAAAAAAGUUCAAGAGGUUCAGCAGAAAAUAAAAGAAAAAGAGAGGUUAGCAUACAUAAAUCCAGAACUAUCUCUUGAGGAAAAAGAGAAGGGAAAUGCUGCUUUUAAAGAAGGCAACUUCCCGUUAGCUGUACAGCACUACACAGAAGCCAUUAGACGCAACCCAGAUGACGCUAAAAUCUACAGUAACAGAGCCGCUUGUUAUACCAAGCUGAUGGAGUUUGCUAUGGCUCUUAAAGAUAGUGAAGAGUGUAUAAAAUUAGACCCUAAAUUUAUUAAAGGCUUUUUGCGAAAAGGUGCUGUUUUGUUAGCUAUGAAGGAACCAACUAAAGCAACUUUAGCAUAUCAAAAGGCAUUAGACUUAGAUCCUAGUAACUCAGAAGCCCUUGAUGGUUACAGAAAAGCCCUGAUGGCAGAAAGUGAAGACCCUGAAGCUGUGAAACAAAAAGCAAUGAACAACCCAGAGGUCCAGCAGAUUCUCAGUGACCCUGCCAUGCAGAUGAUUCUUGCCCAGAUGUCCAAGGAUCCCAAGGCUGCUAGGGAACAUCUAAAAAACCCUGAUGUGGCUGCCAAGAUUGAAAAGCUGAUGGAAUGUGGCAUUGUAUCUCUGCGCUGAUCUAUGUGGACCUAACAUUUCGACUUCACCACACUCAUGUAAGCCGCCUAAACACCAACUGAAGCACGGGUAGCUGCUAAUUUCAAACUUUUAACAAGUGAUAGUUGACAUUCAAGGUUUAGAUAUAUAGACCAUAUUGUUUUAGUUUUUCAGCAAGGUAAUCAAUUUUUUUUUUCAAUACAUUUUCAUGUUUAUAUUUUAACUUCAAUUUUCAAUACAUUUUUACUUUUGUUGAGACAAUGUAUCAAUAUUUUGAUAAUUAAAGUAUUUUUGUUGUUAACAAAUUCCAUCAUUGGACCUUUCCAUAUUGCAUCUCACCUGAAGACAUUUGACUGUGGUCUAUUAUCUGUGUUGUCAGGUAGCCUUAAUUUACUGCUUAUUAAAAAAAAAAAGACAUAAAAUUUCAUUGUGUGUAACUUAAGUGUUGCUUUAAUUGAGUAUUUAAAUUGACCAUCACAGAGCAUAGCCACAAAGCAGGAUGUUAAAUUUUGCAUUGCAUAUUUUGGCAUGUAUUACAAAUAUUUCUUGUGAUUAAUUUUUAAUUUAAAUUUUUUAGCAUUAUUGAUCUAUUGUAGUUGAUGAGCUGAUAAGAAAAUUAAUGAAAUAAAAACAUUUCUUAGUGAUCAGCAAAAACUUGUAGCGAUUUCAUAUUCUAUUAACAAAUGAAAUACCUAAUUAUUCUAGGUCUUAAUUACACUUGAACUCGUUUGUUACUGGAUAUCUCCUCAGCAUUGGCCGCUUGUUCAAUAUUUCAUAGCAAAUAAUUUAAAUUUUUUUCACUGUGGUUUCUGUUGAAUUUAAAUAGGAUAUUUAACAUCUUAACUAUGUGCUGGUCUUUCAUGCUAGUACCAUUUUUGUGUUUUUUAGACUUCAUAUAUUACCAUAAAAUUCUAGAUUUCUAAACGAUAUCAUAGGUCCCCAUGAUCAUAUUUAUAAGCAGAGAUAAUUGUCUUAACUUGAUGUGUAUCGAACAUUUGUAUUAAAAAUUUCAUACUUAUAAUUGUAAAAAUGCUCAUUUUCAACUGAUUCAAGUGCUUGUUUAAAUAAAUGCUACAAAUUUAA
Molecule: messenger RNA, 2162 nt
Organism: Physella acuta
Lineage: Eukaryota; Metazoa; Mollusca; Gastropoda; Physidae
Product: stress-induced-phosphoprotein 1
Molecular function (GO): Hsp90 protein binding
Source: RefSeq, a predicted model, not a curated record